Aphanomyces invadans is the source of this 998-nucleotide messenger RNA. RefSeq lists its product as hypothetical. Gene Ontology annotation, biological process: nucleus-vacuole junction assembly. The record is from RefSeq and is a predicted model, not a curated record. The transcript is spliced from 6 exons. Gene Ontology annotation, molecular function: protein binding; protein-membrane adaptor activity. Bases 55 to 858 code for a protein of 267 amino acids. Lineage: Eukaryota; Oomycota; Saprolegniomycetes; Saprolegniales; Verrucalvaceae.
GGAAUUUAUCCGGAUAGGUCCGUCCACCUGAGCCAGAGUGACUCUUGGGGCAACAUGGGGCAGUCGGGCUCCAAGGGCAGUAGCAAGGACGAGUUCACAUACGAAGACUCGGACGAAGGGUUCACGGAUGCGUUGAAGAUUAAUCUUCAGCGUCUCAUUGCGUAUGCCAAGAGUGCCGACGCCAACUUGCAGCGUGAAGUAGCCGAGAAACUCGCGAACGAGGCCGUCAAGCCGGACCGUCAAGUACAGAUCGUCGAAUUGGAUGGACUCCAGCUCUUGCUCCCUUUAACGGAAUCGAAAGACACUGAAGUCCAACGUCUGGCGGCGCAUGCCCUGGCGAAUUUGUCGGUGAAUUCGGACAAUCAAACGAAGAUGGCCAACGAAGGCGGCAUCGACAUGCUUAUCCACUUACUCCAGUCCAACAACGAGCACGUCCAGCGCCAAGCGGCAAAGGCCCUCGCGAACCUCGGCGUGAAUGUCGACAACAAGGAAAAAAUCGCCAAAGCAGGAGGAAUCAAGCCCUUGAUCGAGUUGGCCCGGUCAAAACAAGUUGGUGUGGCAGUCGAAGCCAUUGCUGCGUUAGCCAACUUGGCCGUGAACGAUGCCAACGAGAUCGAAAUUGCGCAGGAGGGCGGGUUGAAGCCCAUCAUCCAAGCAGCCAAGUCAGAUUCAAUGGAGUUGCAGUCCCAAGUUGCCCGGGCGCUGCGCAAUCUUUCCGUGAACCCUGACAAUAAGGAGCUCAUUCUCCAGCUCGGCGGCGUCGAUGCGCUGCAAAACUUGGUCCGAUCGCCCAACGAGCGCAUCUGCCAGCAAGCCACUCGGGCUCUGGUAAACCUCGGCGUCAACACAGCGGACUAGACCCGUUUGCAUUGUUCUCGAUACACCGACCGCAAGACAUUGUAUGAGUUGAAUGCAUCUUUUAUGGAGACAGUCACUUUCUGCCGACGGACAAGAGUUUCGAGCCGGUCUGACGUAAAACAUUUACCCCUAGCGCUUCC